GCUAUAAAAGGUGACUACAUUCAUUGUUUUAACUAACUAGUUUGCUUGUUGUCCUCUUGAGCAAGAUGCCACCACCACCACACGGUCCACCUCAUCAUGGGCCUCCCCACCAUGGGCCUCCCCACCAUGGGCCUCCCCACCAUGGGCCGCCCCAUCAUGAGCCACCCCACCAUGGGCCACCCCACCAUGGACCGCCUCCACCACAUCACGGCCCACCCCCACCACAUCACGGCCCACCACCAGCAUUUGGAUUACCUCCAUGUGGACACCACUCCCAUUUCUAUGGAUGCAAUCAUUGUUUGGGCUGGAGAUGGUAGAUUUCUAGGGCCGAGAUGAUUAUGAUUAAUUUUUUGUAUUAAACUAUUUAUAUCAAUUGUGUUUUGUAUGUUAUUUUUACUUAAUCGUGCGUCCUCAAUCCUGAUGCGAAAUUACUUCUGCGAAUUUGGUGUUAGUGGAUUAUUCUAAAAUGCUCAGUCAGUGAUAAAAAUGUCGUUUAUUUUAGCUGCAAAGUGGCAAUUUAAGUAGGUGGGUACACACAAUAAAUCGCUAAUCCUUAGAACCGGUAUUAGGUAGGUAAAGAUAACAGAGAACUAUUAAAGGUAAAUGCGUAGAAGCAAACAUUUACUUUAGUAGAACUUUUCACUCCAGCUAAGUCCCGGAAUGUCCAGAAGACCAUUUGGUCCUCCGCAUCGAGGCGGUCCUCCACCCCCGCCACAUGGCGGACCGCCGCCUCCUCCUGGACCUCCAAUGCAUCAUGGUCCUCCUCCCCCUGGACCACCAAUGCAUCGUGGUCCUCCUCCCCCUGGACCUCCAAUGCAUCGUCGUCCUCCUCCUCCUCCUGGACCUCCAAUGCAUCAUGGUCCGCCUCCGCCAAGACCUCCGUGUGGGCAUAGAACUAGAUUUCUGACCUGUGGCCACUGUAGAGCAUGGAGAUGGUAGCGUUAGAAUUAAGAGUGUCUUCGUUUUUUGUGGAUAUUUUUUUAAUAUUUAGGGUUGUUUGUACAUUAAUUAAUUAAAUCAAAUAGAUCGCCGAUAGUCAAGCAUUUUUAUGAAUGUAAUUUUACGGAAAAAAGGUGUUUUAAUGUUAAAUUAUAUCAAUUUAUUUAAGGCACAAACUGAUUAGAUUCAUAAACGUACAUUUCAAA
Dendroctonus ponderosae (mountain pine beetle) is the source of this 1145-nucleotide messenger RNA. RefSeq names its product formin-like protein 20. The record is from RefSeq and is a predicted model, not a curated record. The transcript is spliced from 3 exons. NCBI's taxonomy places the organism in Eukaryota, Metazoa, Arthropoda, Insecta, Coleoptera, Curculionidae. The coding region runs from base 661 to 939 and encodes 92 amino acids.